UUUCACUUCAGCGAGUUAAACUCCUUCGACAGGAGUGUGAAACGGCCGUAACUGUACUGGAGCCUAGCUGCCAGGAAAUGGGAAACAGCCCCAGCAACAGCGAUGCAGAAGAAGAUCGGGAAUUCAAAGAGCUGGAUGAUGGCAACUCUGACAAUGAAGAUGGUGACAAAGAUGGAUUUACCACAACAGAUUUGAGUGGACUUUUCAACCAUACAACUCUUAGGAAUUAUGCUGCAAAGAUUAAAGAGGAAAUCCCUGAAAAUGUCUUGCAACAAUACCGAUUCCAGAUCAUCAGAUGGCUGGAAGAUAGGGAAAGCAAAAUGGAGGAGACUUUGACUAUCGCCCAUUUCUGUGAUUGGCUAAUGAACAAGGGAGUGUCUAGAGAUGAUGCUAUUAAGGCGUUCCAGCAGUUUGAUGUGGAUGGCAGUGGGGUCGUGGAAGUGGACACAGUCCUGGAGACAGUAAAGUCAAUCAGUGGACCUAAUAUUCUCGGCGAGCUUGGGCGUAGCAUCCGCAUGCUCCAGGCAUGUUCCCUUGUCCCUGGAUUUGUAGAUGUAUAUUCUGGUGAUAAGAAUGCUGUCAAACACCACUCUGAGAGGAUACUAAAGUACCUGCUGCGGAAUAGAUCUCCAAGUCUGAGUCUACCUUUCCCCUACCUUAAUGGAUUUAACAACACCACAAGCAUGAGGAACUCUGUACUAAAGUCCACUUUCAAAGGUCUCAAAGAAUCAGCACAAAUGGGUGGGCAGGCAUCACUGGGAUCCGGGGAAGAGGUACGCACCAUUAGCCCAUGUCACACCAGUAUAGAGGUGUCGUCCAACACAGCUGAUGUAUACAGAAUCACGAAUGGUGACCCUAACACAUUCUGGCAGUCGGAUGGGUCUGCUCGCUCCCACUGGAUGAGACUGCAUGUAAAGCACAAUGUGGUAAUAAAGAGCCUGUCCAUCUCCGUGGCCUCGUCUGACUCCAGCUACAUGCCUGAGGUAGUGUCGAUUGCUGGAGGGAAAAGCUACAGAGGCCUCCGACCCAUCAAGGAGGUGCGGAUACCCAGCCACAUUACUGGAGAGUUUGUGCUGUUGAAGAAUGCAAAGAUAUUUUAUCCAAUCCUCCAGAUCAACAUAAAGAAGUGCAGAAAUGACGGCUGUGACACGAGGAUACACGGAAUCAAAACAGUUGGGUACAAGGUGAUCCGCGAGGCCAGUGUCAGUGUAGCUGAUGCCGCUGCUAUCUGGUAUCUACAAAUCUUAGCCACCACCGUAACCAUGACAAUGCCACUUGCCCCAAGUCUCAGACCAUCCAUUUUGGAUCACACUCGGAAAGCAUUAGGCCACAUUCCACCAUUGUCCUUGUGUCCAGCCAGUGGAGAGAGACCACAGUUCCUCAGCAAGUUUGUCCUACAGGAAGUAGAAAAGUUUGUCACAGACAUUGCUUUACAUGAAGGGCAUGUUAUUCCAGAGGGUCUACAGAUGCUGCUGUCCUUCAACCUGGCUAGAGGGAAUGUGGGGGGUCUCCUCCGUACGCUAAAACUUCUUAAAGAAAACCCAGACACUGUUCAGCCAUGUACAAAGCUGCUAAACAAAAUGUUUCAGGCGAGAGAUUUGUGCUGGGAAAAGUCAGGUCACCCCUUACAGGUGAGUCUGGCUGGUACUGAUGGUGGACAGACCGAUGUCAACUCCUGUGCAGAAAACGUUCUCAAUCAGGCGUGGACCUCACCCCCUGUGCAAACCUCCUACCUGUCAGCCGAAGGUCACACAAAAGUCAACAUGAUAUUUAAGUCCUCGGAGUACAUACAGCUGACAAGACUCAGGAUAAAGGUUGUGAGUGGGAUGAAGGGAGCACGCCGAGGCCUUGUGUUUGUGUACAGGGACAGCAGAGAGUUUGAGAUGGCAAGCCAUGUAGAUCGGUUCCAGGCCUAUGAUAACUGGAGUAGGAUCGACUAUGAAUUCUGUGUUCAAGUCCGAAAUGCGAGGAAAGCUGGUAAACCAGACAACCCUGUGGCCUACUUUACAUUUGAAGAUGACUGUGAUGAGGUGGAAAUACCUGUUUCUUGGCACCCAGUUGGUCAGUAUAUAUUGGUGAAGUUUCUGGAACCAAGACAUGAGAGUGCAAACAAGAUUGGUAUUAUUGGAAUAAAGUUCUAUGGCUUCACGCGCAAGUCAGUUCUUGUAGAGGAUAAUGAUGCAAAGGUACGACAUGCUCCCAGCUCGGAGAGGGCCUGCACGAGUCUGGACAUUAUACAGUGUGUAUUGGAAUUUCUGGUGGAUCUCUCACAAGAUCAGGCAUCCAAGCGAGGAAUAUCUGCGGGUCGCCCGGAGUACCUGGAGUUUACUGACACACCUCUGGACACUAUAUGGGAACUGUAUAACUCCUUCAGGGAACGGACUGAGGAGAAGUGGCAGACGUGUGCCCUGUUGACUCUACAACUUCUGUACUGUCUGCUGCCCGCCCUGUCCUCACUGUCCGGCGAGAGGAAGAUAGCAGCAGAAGCUCUGUUCCAGCAUCUUUGUAAAGUCAUUGAUGGACCGGAGAAAGACAAAAGUCCCAAACUCCAUAAGCUUUGUCGUCAGCUUAUCAUAGACGGUGCUGCAGUAUUCUUUCCUGACAAAGACACUAGAAGGAAGCAGUUAUUUUGUAUGAUGCAGAAUGUUGAGAGUCUGUCUGAGGCCCCAUCUGUGAUGUUGGUAUUCCAGUCCCUGUGUCAAUUUUUUAGCUCUGUCGACCCCAGUGGACUUCUUGACCUCCCCAAAACUCCAUCAGAUGUACUGACAUUCCACAUAGACCCAGUGCUGGAGAUAAUGGAGACGAUGAUAAACGUGACAUUCCAUGAGUUCUGUCUGAUGAUGGAGAGGGGCCACAGCCAUGAACAGGUUGUACAUCUUCUCCAGCUUGUGUCCUCUCUUCAGACCUCUCUGCUUGCCUGGGCAUGGUCACAAAUGGCUCCUGAUGAGAUCGACAGUGCCAAAACAACUCCUAGCAACAUGGCGGACAUCAAGGCUGUCUGUUCUCAGGUCACCACUCAGUACUCUGGCUUUGUGGCCGACAGAGCAACAGAAGCAUGCAAACUGAUGCAGAAAAAGGAUGUGGAGAAAGUUAAAGAGCUGAUCCUCCCUGCUGAGACAUCACUCCUUGGCACAGUGGUGAGACAGUUGGUGUUGACGUUGACGUACCUGUGUGACUACUGCGACUCUGAGUCACGAGUUGUACUGAUACAGAAGUUCCAACCUCUGGCCACGGAGCUGCAGAAAUUGGCAGCCUUACUCCCUUCACUCUUCCCAAAUAUCAGCAGUGAACACUGGGACACAGUACAGACGGAGGACAUUGUGCUGAGGACGUGGGAGGUUGAAUCGUCUCACAGCUAUGAGAACAAUCAACAUCUCACCCAGGUUUUUAGCUGUCCUGGUGCUGAUAAAUUCAUGGUUGACUUUGACGCCAGAUGUGAAACAGAGAGACGGUAUGAUUACCUAGUUUUUACUGACGCUAAAGGCUUACAGAUGAGGUUUGACCAGAAAGUUGGCACACCCAAGUGGCCACGUCAAAUCAACUUUAGCGGGCCACACCUGCAUUUCCUGUUCCACUCUGACAGCAGUAACACAGAGUGGGGGUAUAAAUUUAAAGUGACAGCAAGGGGUAGCCCAGACAUUCCACUGUCAUGGCCUUUUGACCUUCAACUCAGUCUCACAAAGAUGCUUGGUCGAAUGUGUGGAUGUACACUCAACUCACACCCUUAUGCAGACAAAGACCCUCUGAUGAAUGCAGAGGAGUCUGCAGAACAGGACGUACUCCGAAGUGAAUUGUGGACCACGCUGUUUAGAGGAGGCUAUAUGGUUGGCAAAAUACAACGAUCACUUUCCGGAAAAUUUGUAACAGAAGAUAGUGGUGGCCAUGUCCUUGAGUUCCUUUGGAAGUUUGUAAACAGAGAGGAGGAUCUACCAAAGAAAUUUCUUGAUAAGUGUAAGGAGGGCAGUAAAAGUCUCCAGGUGGGCGGGGACGCCGUGGAAUCAGCUGUGGUGGCUGUGUUUGCUGCACUGGUGUGGCAUACACAACAGCUGAGGGAUGACCUCAAUAAAUAUGUGGAAGCCAGCGGCGAGGCAGUUAUCACUGACGGGAUCACACAGGCCUACGCAGCUGCUGAAACUCUCCGAACACAGCUGCUAGCAUUACGUCAGCGUGCUAUCACCAACAGUGAGAAGAAAAAGAAUGAGGACCCUGAUGAUCCAGGUACCUUGUGUAGGGACAAGGCCUUAUUCUUGCUCAAGUUCGCUGGCCUUACCAAGGUUCAGCUGAAAAAUGAGAUGAGGACAAAGGCAACGAAGCAGUGGAAGAAGCUCUCCAAUCGCAAGUCGGAAAAAAUGCUGAAAGGGCUGGAUGGUUCAGACAAAUCCCCUUCCUUCCGACUGGUCCUGGAGUUUGUACAGGACCCUGCCUGGACCACAGAAAGAGUGAAUCGUAUCUUACAUGAACGUUCCCAACAUGCCAAGGCAGUGUCAGACAUUUACACAUUUGUGGCCGAGUUCAUCAGGAUCCAUCAGUGUACAGAAAUCAGUCACCCCUUCCAGAUCCCAGUGGUAUUGUUCCUGCAGGAGGUGCUGUCUUACCAGGAUGGCUUCACCAAGCACUAUGCUGACAGUCUGGAUGGGUGUGGCCUACAACAGGAGGCACGCGUCAGACAGGCUUACUACCUCCUGGUGCGACGACUCACUGAGCCUUUCCACAGAAUGCAUCGCCAUGACUUAAACAAGAAAAUUGCCCCAGCAUAUGAAUAUGUGCAGGCCUGUCUGCUGCACCUGUUAGACAUGGAAUGGCAGCCAUAUGAUCUGAUGUUUGUCACUGAGGUCAAGCUGCCAGCCCUCUUCUUGAGUGUGGCCAAAGAGACAGUAAAGAUGCGAGACUGCACCCUAAGCCAGGAGGAGGAUGAGAAAGACAUCCGCCUGUAUGAGCAAUGUAUGUUAUGGUUCGAGGAGUGUGAGAGUGGCUUCGAUCGGUGGUACAACGGCAACAAAAUGGAUCAUGGCUCUCGAGAAGACAAGAAGGCUGUACAGAUGUUUGUUGCAAGAUUUUGUGACUUGCUGGAUGUUGAGGUUAGCUGUGAUGGCUGUUCUGUGACCCUUCCAGGCCGGCGGUACCGCUGUCUCCAGUGUGUAGACAUGGAUCUGUGUGCAACAUGUUACGCUGGAGGAGUGAAACCAGAGGGAGAUCACUCUGACGACCAUGACAUGGUCCAUCUCGUGUACAAGUGUAACAAAUGUCAGGCGUUCAUAGUGGGCACCAGGAUUCACUGUAAUGAAUGUGACGACUUCGAUCUCUGUCUCGGCUGUCACUCAAAGGGCAAAUUUCCCACAGAACAUACGCCCAGUCAUGACAUCACAAAGUUUCCGAUGAUCAAAUUACGGCCUUCCCAGGACUCCGACUCCCUGAUCCAGGCGUACAUCCACCAACAUGUGUGGCUGCUGUUUACAGUAUUAGCCCUAUCCACCGGGGACAUCAUUCACGCGGAUAACCCUAACAGUAUGGUGGACACUGACUACAUCAAACUGGCCGCCAACCUCCAACACGAGUGUAUAGAGAUUGUCACCCACUGCCUGCAGCAGGUCCCUGAUGAUGCAGAAGACAGUACCAAGGAGGUGUUACAAGGAGGACUACUACGUCUGGAGACCAGACAGGAACAGGCAUUCGCCAUCCACUCCCAGGAGAGGAUUAUGGGAUUGCUAGGUGCCAUGAUUCCUCAAGAUCACAAGAUCUCAUCAGCUGGUGUUACAUACAACUUUACCACGGAUCAGUUUAUACAACUGUUAUUCAAGAUUGCCAAGGGGGAGAGUGGACACGAGGUGAACACUCGACACCUGGCCAUGGGACUGCUAGGCCCACUGCUGGCCAAGUGUUCCCCUAAGGUUGCUGAUGAUUCAGUCAAGUCUACCCAGGGUGCUGUAACAAAAUUGGAUAGCUACAUUGAUGGGCAGAGGACCAUUGAAUACCUCUUCUCCUUUGGUGCAGAUUGUCUGGAAAAGUGCGGACUUGAGUGGGCAUGCUCAGUGGCGCGGAUCCUCCAAAACCUCUACAGUUCCACGGACUGGCGGUCUGUCAUCCACCACCACCUAACUACUUGUGUACAGACACUGACUGCUCUGCUGGACCUGCCUUCCAUAUUUGCCCUGUUUGUCAUGGCAGGAUUUCCAGAGGUGCUGACUAUUGGGACACUGGUCCAGUACAACCAUAUGGAUAUGGAGAAGAAGAAGGGAGUGGUUCUGAAGCACUACCCUGACAAGUACCAGACCCUCAUCAUAGACAUUAAGACUCGCAAGCGUCACACGGUACAGGACAAAUUUGUUGACUGCCUUUCAUUGGUGGCUGACACCUGGGACACGGACCAUGUGACUUUGUUUAUCAACACCAUCCAGACUAUUGUUGGCAAGAUUAGGGCAGAGGAGAAGGUAUUACUAGAGACAGUCUGGGUCCUGUCUCUGUGUCUCAAGGUUCUAAACAACAAUGUCAAGUCUAUGGAGAAUUGUAUGGUGGAGGAUCUGUUUGAGCCAAAGUUUAUACAAUGUCUGGUGCACCUAGCCAGUAAGGGCACAGAGUUCAGUCAGCAGUGGCUCCUAAAGGAUCUGGAGGUUCUCUCUCUGAUGUUAUACACAAACGAAGGAGUGGGUGCAUCUCACAAACGCAGCAAGGCUUUAUCCUACCCAGAACAACUAGCUGCUGCUUUAGAGAAACGUACAAAAUCAAAACGGUGUUCAGAAAACAAUGAGUUCAAUGAUAGUGACAACGACAACAUGUCAUACCUGUCAUCAUCGUCAUCAUCGAGUUUUAACAGCGGGGCAGACAGCAGUGAUGACGAAACAGAAACAACAAAUAUCAACGACACAUUCCCCGACCUUGAUCAGAGGACAAAGGUCAUGUUUGAGACACUACACAGCGACCUGAAGGUUCCGUAUGAUGUCCUCCGUGCCAUAUUUGACAUGCAUGAUAAGAACCCAGAUGAUGUUGUUAAGGCCAUAGUGGAAAACUUAGAAAACUCACCUAUGACAGCCAAAGAGGAUAUUAAAAGACUCAGUCAGAAAUGGGAGUCCAUUGCACACACAAAGAGUCCAGAGGUCACCCAAAUGACCAGUGUCACAGACAAAGUGAUCGACACUGGAAUACACUACCACCCAGUCAUGAAGCAGACAGAGAGAGGAAUAGAGAAAGCUACAGAGGAGAGUGGGGAAACUCAGAAGCUGAUUCGUACUCCUGACAAUGAUAUGGAGGACGACAUCCACAAACAGCAGCGUGCAAAGAGUGCUGAACUACUUAAACAGGAGCUUGAGAAGCAGGGGAAAGCAGGGUCAACAGAUUACCUCCACAAGGUCAACAUGGCCAUGUCUGUACUGUACGCCCGCCAAGUCCUUAUUAGUCUCCUGGCCCAGUGGCCAGACUCCGGACAUGUCAUCUCCGCAGAGCUUCUCGGCUGUAAGGAUGUACAGCAGAUACCAUGUGUUCUCGACCUUCUCAACAAGAUGGAGAGCCGGGAGUGUUUCCAGCAGGUAGUGGAGAAGGUGAUACGUAACUGUCAGACGGACAGUCUGGUGCCUAUUGCCAGUACAGCGGGACAGUUUAUGGAGGAGGUCACUCUGUCGUCCAUCACCCACGAGUCGGAUCACAACUGUCGACACAUCCCAGAUGUCAAAAAGACAAUCCAGUUACCAGGGGCAUCUUACCUCCAAGUGACAUUUGACAGCAAGUGUGCAGUGCGUGACACAGAUGAUGUCGUGGUAUUCUCCUCCUCCUCCACUAUGGAUAUAAACAAACAUGAGUACACCGGCCCUGCCACUCCUACCUGGUCCAACUUCAGAAUUCCAGGUGACACCCUGUAUUACUCAUUCAAGAGCAGCAGGGAUGUUCUGGUGCAAGUGCCAGUGUGGGGAUACAAGUUCACUGUGACUGCUGGCACUCGAGACAGCUUUGAAACUGGAUAUGCCAUUCUGAACCGAGUUCUUUCUACUAAUUUAGCAUUAGCCCUCCCUCUACGUGACCUUUGGCAGAUCCUGGUAUAUGUGGCCACCAAACAGACUGGCUGUCAGCGACUAAAAGCUAUCCAGCUCCUGCUGAAGAUUGUCGGGACUCAACACAGAACUGCAAGCAGCUCCAAGUUGACCCUUGACCUCAGCCUGCUAAAAGCUCUAUGGCAUUUGUACAAUCAAAUGACCAAACAGGAAGUGGAUAGUAACAUAGUGCUGCCCCCUGUUGUCAGGGCCCUCACAGAACUCUUCCUCCAAGUGGAGUCCCUAGCCAUGGAAUGGGACAUGGUGACAGAGUACUUGCUUGCCAUACAGGAUAUUGACGAGAUCCGGAAGGUGAUACGACAGGGGAUAAUGAAUGUAGCUGCUGUGAGUUGUAUGAUUCGGUACAAUAACUUGGCCGUGGAACUGGUGACAGUGAUGAAGAAGAAGAAGACGACGACAACAACAGCAGUGACCCCAUCAAAUGUAGCAACAACCAACACAUCGAUGGUCAACAGAGUAAAGGGAGACAACCAGGAUGUGGAUUUAUAGUCGUCAACCAACCUACGCAAUAAUUGUCUGCAGGGAGAUGAUGUUGAACAUUGUAGCUUACUUACAAAACAAUGCCUCCAAAAUCCGCGGAGACUGUGAUCUGCUGUGGUAAUGUGUUCUGUGAUACGUGAUAUUGUGAUUAUAGUUUACAGUCAUAUGACCUUAUAGGUCAUUUGUUGUGAUAUAUUUGUACAUACAUCUAAUACAUGUACGUCACUAAGAAUUGUAUUUUAUGUAACAUGGCACACAAUAUUAUUUAAAAGAAUUGUUUAGACCAUGGUGACAGAAACAAUGUGUGUGACUCCGUUUACAGGUUUUAUCUUGAAUUUAUAAGGUUCAGUUCAUAUGUGACAGACAAUGAAAGAUUCAUCAGAUACUAGGCUAUCCAAUCUGUUCAAUAAGAUAUGGCAUGUAGCUAAUACCAAUGGUAUAUAUAAUACCACUGGUAUAGCUAAUACCUAUGGUAUAUAUAAUUUCACUGGUAUAGCUAAUACCAAUGGUGUAAAUAACACAAUGGUGUAAAUAAUACCACUAGACUAGUGUAAAUCAUACCACUGGUAUAACUAAUACCAAUUGUGUAAAUAAUACCACUGGUAUAACUAAUACCACUAGACUAGUGUAAAUAAUACCACUGGUGUAACUAAUACAACUAGACUAGUGUAAAUAAUACCACUGGUGUAACUAAUACCACUAGACUAGUGUAAAUAAUACCACUGGUAUAAAUAAUACCACUAGACUAGGGUAAACAAUACCACAGCUUACUUGUACCAUCCUAUUGUUCUGAAGGCUGCAGCUUUGUGGUCGAAUAGGUCCAUGUAGAAUUUGAAACAUAAUCUAAAAGCAUAUUAAUGUUUUUAGGUUACCUGACCAUAGGUCAUGGUAACCUAACCAUAGGUCAUGGUAACCUAUUGUGAUAGCCUUUUGUCCG
Molecule: messenger RNA, 9456 nt
Organism: Mizuhopecten yessoensis (Yesso scallop)
Lineage: Eukaryota; Metazoa; Mollusca; Bivalvia; Pectinida; Pectinidae
Product: zinc finger ZZ-type and EF-hand domain-containing protein 1-like
Exons: 74
Coding region: 78-8528 (2816 amino acids)
Molecular function (GO): zinc ion binding; calcium ion binding
Source: RefSeq, a predicted model, not a curated record